AAAAAAUCGAUUAUAUUUAGGUUUAAUGUAUUGGUUUGUAUAAGAAGUAGAAACAUUAGGAUAUUGAGUAACACUGAAGUACAUCUUUUUAGUUAUGUAACUGAAAUUGAAUGAUAUAUUCCAAUAAUACAUUGAAAGAAAGUUUGCAUGAAAUUGGACAAAGUUACAUGUGGGUCGAUUUUGGCACUGUAUGUACGUUAAAUCGUGCUUUUUGGAACGUAGAGAGAAAUUACUGGAAGAGUGGAAGCAGCAAGUGUAAUAGUGAAUAAAAGUUACUGUAUCGUACGGCAACUCUGAUACUAUAAUUUUCGUUUUUCUAUUGACAUAGUCAAGUUGUUCCAUUAUGUCAGAUUGGGACACUGCUCCUAUUACUCUGCGAAAACGUCCUCCAAAAGCUUCUGUACUCAAAUCGGAACAGGCGGUGAAUGCUGCACGUCGUCAAGGAUUUGUCAUUGAAACACAAGCAAAAUGGGGUGGUGGAACAAACAGGCAGCAUGUAGCAACUAAAAAUACAGCUAAAUUAGACAGAGAAACCGAAGAACUUAAACAUGACAAAAUUCCACUUGAUCUUGGUAAAUUAAUUCAACAGGGACGACAGAAUAAAGGAUUGUCUCAGAAAGAUCUUGCAACGAAAGUAAAUGAAAAGGCACAAGUUAUCAAUGACUAUGAAGCAGGUCGUGGAAUUCCAAAUCAAAUGGUGAUUGGUAAAAUUGAACGAGUAUUGGGAAUAAAAUUACGUGGAAAAGAUCGUGGUAAACCUUUAACAGCACCUGGGGCGAAAAAAUGAAUCUCAGGAAAAAUCACUCUACUUCUUAUCCUUAUAUAUUGUUCCCUAAACAGAACUGCAAAAAAAAUUGUAGGAUUGAGAACAUCAACUAUUUCCACCUCCUUUACCUUUGGUUACUUUAUUAUAUACGUUAAAAUAAAAUACUAUUUUAUUAAAUAUAUUAUUGUGUAUAAUAAAAUAGAUUCUUAUAGUAUGCCUUCAUGUAUAAAAUACAAGAGAUACGUCUUUAUUUAAUUUUGAAAAAGUUAGAAGUACUUAGUUCUAAAAUGGGAAGUUAUUAAACUAUCUUUAUACAAAGUUUUCUUAUAUUUUUUUUUUUUUCUUCGAUAGAUUCAAUUACUCCUGCUAAAAAAUAUUCACGAUUAAUUUUUAAGUUUGAUUAAUGUAGGCUAGAUAUAAAAUAGUAUUAAUGUAAACAGAAAUGGAAGGUUGUCAAUAUGUGUAUGCAUAUAAAUCAUUAAUUUGGUAGCAUUUAUACACAUAUACACUCAAUCUAAUGCAUAAUGUAACAAUAUAAAUCACGGUAGCUGUACAUAAAAGUAAAUUAUUAAAUAAAUAUUAAUUAUACCGGUUA
This is a messenger RNA of Osmia bicornis bicornis, 1361 nucleotides long. RefSeq names its product endothelial differentiation-related factor 1 homolog (gene mbf1). Gene Ontology annotation, cellular component: nucleus. Gene Ontology annotation, molecular function: DNA binding. The coding region runs from base 344 to 787 and encodes 147 amino acids. The record is from RefSeq and is a predicted model, not a curated record. The transcript has 4 exons. Lineage: Eukaryota; Metazoa; Arthropoda; Insecta; Hymenoptera; Megachilidae.